GCUGUCCUCGGCAUAGCUCGACUAUUUCCGCCUCUUUGUUUUAAACUCCUGCCGGAUUUUUUUUUCCUUCUCAUUUUUAUCUGUUCUUUUUUUUAACUGGGGGGACUCAGGGGGAACCUGGGACUCCCCCUCUUUCCCUUCCCCUUUGACCGUGCUUUUUGCAACGGCAGAUCCCUCCUUGCUUGGUUUUCCAUUUGCUUAGACACACACCAAGGCUCCUGCCCUGUGUGUCUGUACUGUGCCCGGUGGAGAAACCCCCUACAGCAACCAGAAGCGGCUUCAUCUCCAGAGACUCCUAACAUAGAGGCUGCAGUCUCACAACACCUUACGGAUCGCGGCAGCAGACACCAAAGAUGCUGACCAGAAAGAUAAAGCUCUGGGAUAUUAACACCCAUAUUACGUGUCGUUUGUGCAAUGGUUACCUUAUUGAUGCUACUACUGUAACAGAAUGUUUGCAUACGUUUUGUAGAAGUUGUUUGGUGAAAUAUUUGGAAGAAAAUAACACCUGUCCUACUUGUAGAAUUGUCAUCCAUCAGAGCCAUCCUCUGCAGUACAUAGGCCAUGACCGGACAAUGCAAGAUAUUGUGUACAAGCUUGUGCCUGGCCUCCAAGAAGCCGAAUUACGUAAACAAAGAGAAUUUUACCACAAACUUGGCAUGGAAGUUCCUGGCGAUAUCAAGGCGGAAAUUUGCACUGUAAAACCAACAGUAGAAGCCCAUCGGAAUGGGGAAACAAAAUCAGAAGAAACUACAAAUAAAGAAACCUCAGAAGAAAAGCAGGAAGAAGAUCAUGACUACCACAGAAGUGAUGAACAGGUGAGCAUUUGCUUAGAAUGUAACAGCAGCAAAUUACGUGGACUAAAGCGAAAAUGGAUACGUUGUUCAGCACAAGCAACAGUUUUACAUUUAAAGAAGUUCAUUGCCAAAAAACUUAAUUUAACAUCUUUUAAUGAGCUGGAUAUAUUAUGCAAUGAAGAAAUUCUGGGAAAGGAUCACACGCUCAAAUUUGUGGUUGUCACAAGGUGGAGAUUUAAGAAAGCGCCCCUUCUCCUACAUUACAGACCGAAAAUGGACUUGCUGUAAAAUAACUUAAAUGUCCUAUUGGGACAAAGGUUUUGCAGAGACUAUCAUGGGCACCGCCCCCGAGCAUCCUGUUGCUCAGAACAUGUGACAUGAACCAGCGAAUUCAAGCCAGAUGAUUGUAGCGCUCCAACGGAAGACCCUGUUCACUUUGAUUCAUUUCUCUUGCGCAACAUGAAUGCCAGAGCUCUGGACAGAUAACAAAUAUUUAUACUUUUUGUACAAAAGAAAUAAUUUUUCACAACUCAAGACACUACCAGCAUGGCGUUUACAAAUAUUGAAAACACUUGUCAUGACUUUAUGUCUUUGCUGCAAAUUACAUCCAAAUUGGAUUUGAGAUGUAUUGUUCAUGAUAUAUAUAUAUAUAUGAAAAAUAAUUAUAAAGAAAUAAAUAUAUAUAUAUACAUAUAUAAAUAUAAAAGAGUAAAACAGAGAUUGACACCAAAUUAACCUUAGGUUACAUUUUAAUUUUGAAAAAAAAGAGUUUAAAAAUGAUUUGUUUCUUUUGCAGCUACUUUAUAAAGCUUAUUGUGGCUUUCAGCCAUGUGUAGAACUUUGUAACAACUCCGUAAAAGACAUUUUUAUCGUUUGUGCUAUAAACCAGCAUUCCUGGAGAGCUUUGGCUGGGGAGAAUGAUCAAUAUUAACGAAUAUUCAACAUUGUAAUCAAAUAGGGUUCUUGUAGGCAAUGCAGUGCUAUAUGGUUUUAAUUAUGUUGUGUUGUCACAGUGCACUUUUGAUCCGGUGCUGCAAUAUUAAACAUAAUCUGUUUGCUGCACCAUAGCAGAGCAGUUACUGCGUAUCUUACAUUCUUGUGAGAAGUAGCGGUUUGCUCUCCCGUUGGCACAAAACCAUUCAAAAUAAUUAGCGUAGAAAAUUAUAUUUUCCAAGGCUCUGUUUAUUAAUUAACCUGAUGACUUGUGUUGCAAUUUAAGAGAUCUUGAUUGCUCCUGGUGCUAAGUUUAUCUACUAGACAUCUUAUUGUUUUUGGCAGUUUAUAUUUUGUAACGAUGGACAAUUUACAGUCAACUAUAAAAUCACUGCUCAGAGAAUGGUUAAACCCGAGUGAAAUAGUUAUCCUUGGGGACCUGUAGGCCUCCCUUUUUCAAGGUUUCUUUAGGAUUUAACUUGGAAUGUAUUUUUUAUUACUGUAUACAUUCAUAAAACUAUUUUCAUGUUUGAAAAUAUCCUUGGGGAAUCACUUGAAUUUGUAAUGGUGCUACCUUAAACCUUCAGUUAAUUGUGAGGCCCGUUGUGUGCUCUGUACAUGAGUCCCCACCAAUCAGAAUGGUUCUAUCUGUUUAUUCAUACUGGAAGCCAGUGAUGACACAUACAACCGGUUCUUCGUUAUGAAAACUUUUAACAUUCUGCCUUUUUUUUUUUAACAAAAAUAACGUGACAACCUCAAAAGUAAAAGAAAAAAAAAAAGAGCCUUUAAGAAAAUAAUAAUAAUAAAAAAAAUGUCAGAAGUUCCUUGUUCUCCGGUAUUUAUUCCCUUUAUAAGAGGUGUGGAACAAGGUAGGGGUGUUGUUUGCACGGCUCGGUCCAACAUUCUACAGGCCUUGUAAAUGAAGGAGAUAUACUGGAUAUCAGAAGGCCUCUGUGAGGUACAGUUUAGUAUUACUCCUUGAGCAUCACACGAAUUGUUACAUUUGAGAAUGGGCAAGAAAGCACUUUUUUGGCAGAUUUUAUUGAUUACUUUUGUGCUAUCGAGAAAAAAACAAACAAACCACACGUAGCCUAUUUUUUAUUUGAGAUGUAUUUUGAAAGUGGAGAAUUUUUGUUUGCAGUGAAGGGUUUUAGAACUGCUUUUACUUAUUAACAACAACACAAUAAUAUUUAUGUUUCUGAAGUACUCUACAACCAUAAGACCACGGAUAAGUAUGCAGUUUCAGUUAAUAUAGUACUUAUUGCAAAUAGAAACUUCUGACAGAAUAUAUUAAAAAUUUAAAUAGGAAUGUGGGGUUUAAAAAUAACUUUAUAAAAUUAUUUAUUCUAUUUUAAGCUUUCUAUAUUAUUUUACCAUUGAACACUUUUAAGUGACCAGCUUUAUUUACGGGCAUAUAAAAUGAAAUUGUACAAUGUUUGACAAGCUUCUCCUUUUUUCUUUCUUUUUUUUUUUUUCUUUCCUUUGUUUUUCUGUGAUGGUAAUAAAAAAAAUGCAUCCUGAAUGCUGCUGUGCAAUAGAUUGCAAAAUGUUUUAAAUAGAUCAAUUUAUACCCAUUCAGUGCUCUGAGACAAUAUUCAGUUGGGACUUUCAGAACAUUGAAAGUGGAUAACAAAAAUUUUGUAUUUUGGAUUUUUGAGCAAUGGUGAAAAAUUCUGUACAAUAUUGUUUUUUUAAUUUUAUAAGAUGUAUUCUAAAACUGUUCAAAGGGACAUUGUAUUGUAAUUAUUUCUACUCUUUAAUGUGUUUUCAAUUAUCUAUUUUACACGCUGGAGUGUAUCAAAUUGUUUACAAAUAGCUGAUCUACAUUUAUUUUGUCAUUUGAAAUAGCUGUUGUUGCCUGUUGAAAGCACCAUGCAUAGUGAAAAUGUGAAUACAUAUUAUUCUCUGUAGAAAAGCUAUGUAAACAAGCAUACAUCAAGUUCCCAGUGGGCAUGGAAUAGAUAGGUGAUACAUUUUCUUUUUCAAUUGUUUUCUCUAAGUAUUAUUUUGUUGUGUAGAUAAGAUAAGGAAGCCUUUAUGUAUUGAGUGAUACAACUCGAUCUGCUAUUUCUGGAGGUGCAACCAAUUUAUAUGGGCAUGUUCUUGAGAAUAAAGGGUUGAGGUUUCAAGCAGCACAGAUUUCAUACAUAAAAUAAGUAAACAAGUCAUUGGAAACACAUUAAUUGGAAAUCAAUUUUACAGUGCAAUGUCCCUUUACUUUCUAUGCAUUUACUGUAUUCCACACAAAAAAUUCAGUUAGUAUUAGGAUGUUACUAGGUUAUUUGAACUGUUGAUACUGGACACCAAACCAUUUUGGAGUAUAUACAUAUUAAAAAGGUGCUAUUUAUAAACAUGUAUCAUAUUUUUUGUUUACAAUCACAUUUUGUUUUAAAUAUCUGAAUACAGAUCUAUGAUUUCCUACCCACACAACCUUACUGUGUUAUAUCAAGCGCAAAUGACGUUUAUAUGGAAAAGUUCAAUUUGCCUAUUUUACUGUGAUUUUCUUUUCUUAACAGAAAGUGAUUUCAAACACUGAAUGUUAAGUUGAACACGUGUAUCUUUAUAGCUUCUUUUGUUUAAAUACAAUGAAAAUAUCUUUAUUCAGGUACAAUUCUAUGGAUGCAGCUAAAUGUAUUAACCCUAAAAUGUAUGGCACCUUUUUUGUGAUUUUUAUUUUUUGAGAAAAUCUUUAAUAUUUGCUAAUUAAAUUCUCAUAAAUAAAAUAUCAAAAGUUGAAUUGAAAAAUAAAUGUAAUAAUAAUUAAUCCCAUUUGUUAUUUGUUCUGCCUUACCUGGAACAAAGUGGAAGAAUAACAUAUUCAUAGUCAUAUUCCCUUUAUGUGAAACCGUGCAACAAACAGUUUGAGUAAUUUAUGGUUAAACUGAAUUGUUCAAACUAGAAAAAAUAAAUCAUUCUCAUUAUAAAACUGGAUUUAAAACAAGAAGCCAUUGCUUUCACUGCAAUUUUUUAAUACUUUAUUUACUGGUAAAACAAAUGUUCCCAAACAAAAUACAUUACUCAAAUUUAACAAAAAAUACUUGAAAGUUUACAUUUUGUGUUACUGUGUAAAAAAAAGGUGUAUGGAUUAUAGAUUUUUUUUUUUGUUUGUUUAAAAAUCCUUUUGGGAGAGGUUUAUAUUGCUUAAUUGUUUUUCUUACAGUGAAGCUUGUAUUCUGUGUUUUGCCAAUUAAUAUUAUAUGCUUGUAAUAAAAGCAAACAGAAAAAACGAAGA
This is a messenger RNA of Bombina bombina (fire-bellied toad), 4959 nucleotides long. It is a transcript of the gene PCGF3, whose product is annotated as polycomb group ring finger 3. The record is from RefSeq and is a predicted model, not a curated record. Bases 354 to 1082 code for a protein of 242 amino acids. Gene Ontology annotation, biological process: regulation of transcription by RNA polymerase II. Gene Ontology annotation, cellular component: PRC1 complex. The transcript is spliced from 9 exons. NCBI's taxonomy places the organism in Eukaryota, Metazoa, Chordata, Amphibia, Anura, Bombinatoridae.